Molecule: messenger RNA, 3139 nt
Organism: Entelurus aequoreus (snake pipefish)
Lineage: Eukaryota; Metazoa; Chordata; Actinopteri; Syngnathiformes; Syngnathidae
Product: trimethylguanosine synthase-like
Exons: 15
Coding region: 137-2533 (798 amino acids)
Biological process (GO): 7-methylguanosine RNA capping; 7-methylguanosine cap hypermethylation
Cellular component (GO): nucleus
Molecular function (GO): RNA cap trimethylguanosine synthase activity
Source: RefSeq, a predicted model, not a curated record
AAUGCGGAAGUGAAGUCUGCGCAUGCGGUCGCGAUGUUGAACUAAUUCGACACAGUACGUACAAACUACGACUUAUUGACUUUUCAUUGAGAUGACUAAUUACAUAUUACUGUUGUUAUUUAUACAUUGAGGCACAAUGAUGCUGGACAUGAGUCGUGUGACUGUCGUGGCGGACAUUUUAUUCAGUAGAAAACAUUCAUCAGAAGCAGGAAUCCACUGCUGCUGCUCCAGAGUCUUUGUGCAGGACAGAGAACUGUAUCGUUCGGACAAAAGACUCUUUUCAUUUGACCAACCGGAAACUUCAUUUCGAGAAGGCCACCAAGAAGAAGAAGAAGAAGAAGAAGAAUUAGAUGAAGAAGAAGAAGAAGAAUUAGAUGAAGAGGCUCAGCUGAUGUCUAGCAUGGGUCUUCCUCUUGCCUUUGCCAGCUCUUCUAGACGGCACAAAGUGGAGAAAGGCUGCAAGAAAAAGUCAGCUUCAUACCCGACUAAGCCUCUCCAAGACCAGCAGGAAGACACCACCAACCAAGACGACAGGAACGGUGUGGAGGAAGAACUGGAGACGGAGACCCUGGGGGAACAUUUGGAGACCCUGUGUGAUCACCAUGAAGGCUGGCAGGCCUACUGGGCCCAACAGGGUGAAGGUCUGCUGUGGAGCAGCUGGCAGGACAAGCAUGGGUCUUCAGAAGGUUCCCAAGUGGCUCCUUGGGACCAUCCCAGCACCAAGACCACCUGGGACCAGCACGCCACAGACACCUACUACCUGUACUGGGAGCAGUACUCCUACUGGGCAGCACAGGGAUGGACCUGUGAGGCAACGUCAGAGAAAGACUUCAACCUUCUUCUAGAACACAACUGCUCUUUACACUCACCUGACUCUCAAACAAGAUGGCCUCAAGUUGCUACCCACGUCCUUCCACACCAGCCCAGGUCUGAUCAGCCCUGUGAUGCAGGAGAUUGUGGCAAGAAGUCGGAUGUUUCCUCUCAGCAGGAAGCUACCCAGCCUACAGACUCCCGACUAGCGGCUGGCAGCACCAGCCAAACAGUGACUUCCAGAAUGUUCAAUGGUGACCAUGAGGAUGAUGGUGGAGAUGAAGGUCCCUCAAGAGGACAUGCCAAGGUCAAACGCAGUCAUGAACUUGAUGCCGAGGAGACGCCUCAUCUGUCACGUGAUGAAGCCUGGAAGAAACUUGGACUCAAACACAAUCCACAAUCUAUGUUUGACAAUGUGUUCGACUUCAAAGACGUUCCAGGCCAGAAGCGAUGGAGGCGAUGGUGCUCCAAGAAAGGCGGCAACAACAUCAACCAACACAUCAGGUUCACAGAGGACCAGGAGGACCAGGAGGACCUGACACAGCCACAGUGCUGCAGCACCCUUCACAAGGUGCGUGACUUCCUUGAGAACAUAGAGCAUGAAGAUCAGAGCUCGUCACGUGAGGAGAUGAAGGUGUCACACUCUGAUGUGUCCCCACAAGACCAGGAGAUGAAGGUGUCACACUCUGAUGUGUCCCCACAAGACCAGGAGAGGAAGGUGUCACACUCUGAUGUGUCCGCACAAGACCAGGAGAGGAAGGUGUCACACUCUGAUGUGUCCCCACAAGACCAGGAGAUGAAUGUGUCACACUCUGAUGUGUCCCCACAAGACCAGGAGAGGAAGGUGUCACACUCUGAUGUGUCCCCACAAGACCAGGAGAGAAGUAGCAGCUCCUUGGACCCUGAGGAGUGUGAAGGAAAAAGUGUCCUUCCUCCUCUUCUUGAUGAAGGAACAUCUCAUCCACACUUAGAAGCUGUGCAGAUACCCCACACACCUGCUGUCAAUGGUGGUGGCAGGAAGUGUAAGAAGAAGAAGAGGAAGUGGGCCAAUAAGCAGCAGCAGGUCCCAGCAGACAUGGCAUCAGAACCAGGUCUGGCCAAGUACUGGGCUCAGCGCUACAGACUCUUCUCCCGCUUCGACCAAGGAAUCCGACUAGACCGAGAGGGUUGGUUCUCCGUCACGCCAGAGAAGAUCGCAGAGCACAUCGCCCUGAGAGUGGCUUGCAACUUCUCGCACGCUCAGCUGGUCAUCGAUGCCUUCUGUGGCGUGGGAGGAAACGCCAUCCAGUUUGCACUCGCUGGCAAGAGAGUGCUGGCGGUGGACAUCGACCCGCUGCGUCUGGACUUGGCGCGCCACAACGCCGCCGUCUAUGGCGUGGAGCGCCACAUCGACUUCGUGCAGGGAGACUUCCUCCAGCUAGCACCUCGUCUGCGCGGUGACGUGGUCUUCCUGUCUCCCCCCUGGGGGGGUCCAGACUACCUGACUGCCCAAGUCUUUGAUCUCAGGACCAUGAUGGAGCCCGAUGGUUUUCACAUCUUCCAUGUGGCCAAUCAGAUCACAGACAACAUCGUCUACUUCCUGCCUCGCAACGCUGACAUGGACCAGGUUGUCUCCCUGGCGGGUGCAGGAGGAAAAGUGGAAGUGGAACAAAACUUACUCAACAACAAACUGAAGACCAUCACUGCGUACUUUGGUAGUACUUUGAUCCAUUCACACUCCUGAAAACUCUCAUCAUCAUGUACUACGUGUUCAUGUACUAAAUGUUUAUGUACUUCAUCAUCAUGUACUACAUGUUCAUGUACUACAUGAUCAUGUACUAAAUGUUCAUGUACUACAUGUUUAUGUACUUCAUCAUCAUGUACUACAUGUUCAUGUACUAAAUGUUUAUGUACUUCAUCAUCAUGUAGUACGUGUUCAUGUACUACAUGAUCAUGUACUAAAUGUUCAUGUACUACUUAAUCAUGUACUAAAUGUUCAUGUACUACAUGAUCAUGUACUAAAUGUUCAUGUACUACUUAAUCAUGUACUAAAUGUUCAUGUACUACAUGAUCAUGUACUAAAUGUUCAUGUACUACAUGAUCAUGUACUAAAUGUUCAUGUACUACAUGAUUAUGUACUAAAUGUGCUUAAACUAUAUUAUGUACUAAAUGUUCAUGUACUACAGAAUUAUGUACUAAAGUUCAUGUACUACAUGAUCAUGUACUAAAUGUUCAUGUACUACAUGAUCAUGUACUAAAUGUUCAUGUACUACAUGAUCAUGUACUAAAUGUUCAUGUACUACAUACACUAGAUGUGUCCCAAUGGUGGAAAAGCCUCCCAGCAGUGUCA